CAUGGCGAGUAGUACCUAUGUUAUUGCCUCUAUUGGCUGGGGCAUGGCCGCGCUGGGCUGGUUCGUGGCGCCCACCCUCAACCUUUUCGUUCCCAAGAUCCCUUCCUGGCUCAGCUGCGACGUGUCCAAGAAGCUCCGGGAGCUGGAGAUCCACAUCAUGCCGGAGUUAGAGAAGACGCUGCAGGCCGUGGAUCAAGAGAGGAUGAUAAAGAGAGGAGAUGAAAUGGGAAGGAAAUCCGACGUGGCGGCCCUGGACAAGAUGGCGGCCAUGCUGAGGCACGCUCGGGAGGAUGCGGAAGACAUCUUGGAUGAUCACCAAGACAUCGAGUUGUACCGCUUCAGAUUUUGGCGUCGUCUCUGCCUCAUCGUGCAGAACGAUAUUGACCGCUUCAAUAGGAGCUGUCUGGUGAUUGCACGCAUCGUCCGGAGGGGAUGGGUUCGAGUCAACUGGACUAUCGCACCCAUCAUCCGGAGAAAUGCAUUCAUCGUCAGCAGAAAAUCAGAGGGUGUACUUCACGUGGCUGCCAGUGCUGUGGCCACCUGCAUUACUCACUUCAACAAGAGCUUCAGGAGCGGAUCAGCUCGGCUACUGCGGCGGGCGCGGAACAUCUCCUUGCUGAGACAAGAGGAUGUACUCCCUCGGACAACCAAUACUGUUGCGCCCUCCCAUGAGACCGUGCCAGUGAUUACCAGUUCUGUGGCCUCGGAUGGACCAGUUCCCCUGACUACCAGUGUUGCGGCCUCCCAUGGACCGGUUCUGGCGGCUACAAAUGAUGUCCCCUCAGACGAACCUGUCCCGCAUAACUCGGUGGGUGCUGCCUCACAAGAAUCAGUUCCAGAGCCUACCAAUGUUGCUGUUUCAGACGAAUUAAGAGUUCCGGUGAUUGCACGCUCGAAUUCAGAGUCGAGCUCCUUAGCUUUCAAUGAGGGUGCGGUCUUAGAUGAACAAGCGGUUCCAGUCACUGCAUCUUCUGAUUCCAUUUGGUGGGGCCUCUCUUGCUGGUGCAACUCCUUCAACUUCUUCAAGAACUGUUGUAGGUCCAUAUUAUAUUUGACAGAUCAUGCAAUUAAGGCCGCUCACACUUAUCAGGGGUGCUCCUAUGACGUGGUUGGCAUCACAGAUUACCAGGAGAAUGCCACCGCAUUAGAUUCUGUCCUUACUGUUAUUUCAAGACGGAACUUGAAGAAAAAAAUAGAGAAAGUAGAAACAAUCGUUAGUGAAGUGAAGAAGUCAUCACUCUUGGGCGCGGGAAGCAAGAGCACACUGCGUGAUACAGCCAACAAGAACAGGAGCAACAUUAGAACUACUAGCAAGCGCAGGGUAUUUGGUCGGGAGGCUAUGCGUGAGGAUAUCAUGGCUAAACUCCGCGAGACACCACCCAGCUCGAGCACUAGUCCAUGCUACUCGGUGAUUGGCAUAUAUGGCAUCGCAGGGUCCGGGAAGACUACCUUUGCACGAUAUACUCGGGACUACAUAGAGGAGGAAUGCAAGGAGGAGGGACUUUUUGACACCAUUAUGUGUAUUCAUAUGUCUGAGACUUUUAGUGUGGAUGACAUAUUUCAUGAUAUGCUAAAGGAUAUUACCAAAGAUCGGCACUCCAAUAUUUCAGAUCGUGAG
This is a messenger RNA of Triticum dicoccoides, 1618 nucleotides long. RefSeq lists its product as uncharacterized. NCBI's taxonomy places the organism in Eukaryota, Viridiplantae, Streptophyta, Magnoliopsida, Poales, Poaceae. Gene Ontology annotation, molecular function: ADP binding. The transcript is spliced from 2 exons. The record is from RefSeq and is a predicted model, not a curated record. The annotation marks the transcript as partial.